This is a messenger RNA of Cercopithifilaria johnstoni, 642 nucleotides long. The record is from the annotation of a GenBank genome assembly. NCBI's taxonomy places the organism in Eukaryota, Metazoa, Nematoda, Chromadorea, Rhabditida, Onchocercidae.
AUGACGGAGGGAAUCGUAACAGGAGAAAGUGAUUUUGAUGUCAAUUUGAUUACGGAAUUAUUUGAGAACUCACUUGUGGGUGACAAUGACGUUAGCCUGCCGUUAUACAUUGACGCAUAUCGACAAAUUAACAAAUUUUUCCCACUCCUCAGUAAAGGAUUUUCUUUUGUUGAGAAAGAUUUAUUGGAAAAAGAAAAAAUCCUGCAUGAGUUACAUGCAGCCGAUCCGGCUCACUAUGACACUGUAAAUAGCAUGGUAUCUUGGGAAUGUCGCUCGGGUGCACCAUCUGAAAAAGGUUCAAGGACAUUACUACGAUUGCAUAGAGCUCUAUUAUUUAUCGUUGAUUUCUUGAAAAAUUUGAAAGAUUCCCGUGAAGGAGAUCAGAUUUCAGCAUUAUGCCAGGAAAGUUAUGAUAGCACGCUAUCGAAACAUCAUAGUUGGAUUGUUAGGAAGCUUGUUGGCGUAGCGAUCCAUUUCCUUUCAUCUCGGGAUUAUUUGUUGAAUGUGCUUGUAAAUGAGAGGAGUCCGCAAUAUGAGCAUGAAGUUAAGCAGGCAAUUACUAAGCUUAUUGAUGUUACAGAAAAAGUUUUCCAUCGCUUACAACAAAUCUAUGAGAGUAAAAACAUUUUGAAUCUCCCCUAA